Molecule: messenger RNA, 4737 nt
Organism: Magallana angulata
Lineage: Eukaryota; Metazoa; Mollusca; Bivalvia; Ostreida; Ostreidae
Exons: 17
Coding region: 9-2933 (974 amino acids)
Source: RefSeq, a predicted model, not a curated record
UGUCAAAUAUGUAUCGGACAAAAUUCAAGAAAAAAGAACGUUUCAUUUGUGAAUGCUGCGAUUUUUCCACUGACCGAUUUAAUAACUACAAGCGACACUGUGAAACAAAAAAACACAGAGAUUGUUUAGAUUUAACAAAUCACGAGGAAACUCUCUCAGUUAGCGAUAUUUAUCAGGAUCAGCGAUCACAGGCCGAUGUUGAUCUGACAAGUUCUGAUUCUACAGACUAUGCUAUAGACAGCGAUGGCCCAUCUUGUUGUGAUUAUAUUGAAGAUCACAGCGUCACUUCAGAUUCUGAUGAAACAAAGGGAAACAAUUCAAAGCAAAUGCAACACGAAGUUUUGGACGAUGACGAUGAUGAAGAAAUCGAUACAAGGAUUACGAACGACCAAGAGUCCGAGCCAUCCGACUGGUUUCCAUUCGAAUCUAAGUUGCAUUUUCUUUUAAGUGUUUUACACAGCUCUAAAACUCACCGAGUUAGUGACGAAACACUCUCAUUUAUUCUCUAUAUUUUGAGAGAGUGUUGUGUAAAAAAUGUACCUUCAUUGGCUAAAAUCAAGUCAUUUUGGACAGAAAAUCUUAAACUGGAUGAGAUGAUACAACAGAAUACAGAUGAAAAUGGGAAUAUCCAUUGGAUGGUCAAACCAUCUGCGAUGCUUCAAAUGCUUAUAGCAAAUCCUAGCACUGCACAGAAAAUAGACAGAUAUCCAAAUAUCUUAAAAAUCGGCACUCAUAAAAUCACAACACAAAGCUCUGCUGAAAAGUGGAAGGAAAUGAAAUUCCAUUGGGGCAAAAGCAAAACAAUGGAUUUUAUUUUGGGAGAGUUUAUUGAAUUUUCCCACAAAGAGAAAACACUGUUGGGGAAAAUUAGACAGUUCAUGGUAAAGGAAUGUGACCAGGAAAAUGGUGAACUCUGUGUUGAAGUUGAGGAACUCAGAAAGGGUGAUCACCCCUACUUUGAAGAUUUGUUUAAUGAAGAAGAAAAUAGGUGUUUGGUGAUUAUGAACAAAUCACUCUGUGUCCCAAUUGAUAAAUGUUCUAAGUACACAGUAUCUCAGCCAAUUGAUGUGUACCUGAGAGAGGUUAAUGAUGGAUAUGAGAACUUCAAUUUACUGUCAGAAGAGGAGAAAAGGGAUUUUUUUGCAACAUCUUCACUCUGGAAAGGAAAACCCAUCAUUAAAAUUCCUCUUAAUAUAUUUGUGGAUGAUUUGUCUGCAAACCAGUCCCGGAGAUGGGCUCCUUUGCAUGGGAUACAAGCUCAAUUGGCUGGUCUUCCUUUGGAGGAAAAAAACAAGAACAAGAACUCGAUAUUUCUAGCAGCAUCAGAACAGGUUGCAAUGAUGGAGCUUUUAAAGCCAGUAUGUGACGACAUAAAAAUGUGCGCAGAAAUAGGAGUUGACAGCUAUGACGCCUUUUUAAAGCAAGAAAUAACGCUAACAUCAGAAAUUUCAUCCAUAAUAUCCGACUACCAGAUGAUGAGUUUGGUUUCAAAUCACAUGGGACCUGCAGCAAUUAAGUUUUGUCCCAAAUGUUUGGCUGACAAAUCAGACCCAUUUACAAUAUGGCCAUUGCGAACAUCAUCUGCAACAAGGAAAACACUAAGGAGACUUGAAAUUCAUGCUCAAGGUAGUGCAAGAACAAUGAUACAAAAGCAGACCGGUAUCAAAUUCUACGACAAUUGCUUGUGGCAGCAUGUUGAUCCCCACAGGGAUGCACCUGUAGGAAUUCUUCAUUUCUUGUACCUUGGAUUAGCAAAACACUUGAUUCAGCACUGUGUCAGAACUCUAAGUGAACACCAGAUGCAACUUUUGACUUUACAUUUGGAAACUGUUGAUCAAACUGACUUUUCCUACCGCAUCAAUGCUGACACUUUUUUCAAGUUUUUGGACAGUCGACAAGGAAAGGAUUAUAAACAUUAUCUUCAGGUCGCUCCAUUUAAUAUGGAAUUCGCUGGGUUGAAAAUGCCAUAUGUUGAAGCACUUGGAAAGCUUGCUUUGAUAUCCAAGCACAUUUAUCAAGGUGUUACGUCAGUUGGUUCUGAAUUUGAAGAUUAUCUUGCAUUUAUCAAAGACAACAUUCCUCAACUUGGCAGCAAAAGCAAGACACAUUUCUGUGUUCAUAUAUCUGAUGACAUAAUAAGGCAUGGCCAUCCUCUUCAUUUCACUGAAGACGUGUUUGAAAAAAACCACAAAUCAAUAAGAGAGAGUAUUCGUCAUCAGAACGGCCAUCAAAGGUCAAGGGAUACGGUCAUCCAAUUUGCAAAGUCAGAAUUGACAAAACAUGUGGUGUCUGGAGGUUUCUUGCAUUUGAAUGAUACAUGGAAACAAGCUAGCAGUUUUGUGCUGUCAUAUGGAAAUGACAAGAAAAUCAAGUCUUUUCUUGGAGUCCCUGACCAAAAUGAAAAUUUUAAAGCUGGGGAGCUGCGGAACGUGACCAGAACUUCUUCAAGGAAACCAAUGGGUAACCCCAAUCUACUGGAAGAGUUGGAGUUGCUCACAAUAUCUGUUGCCAUUGACACUGAUAUUGCUAAAGAUGCAAAACUAUACAGCUGCCUAGGAUGCAUAACAAGCGAAGGAGAUUAUGCAGGCAUUCAAAGCUUUGUCUUAUAUUCAGAAACUGUAAAGGACAGGAUUGGAGUGAUUCAGAAGCUUCUACGUAUAAAGACCAAGACAGCAGAACACGAGAUAGCUUUUUUGAAAGUGUGCAACAUUUCCUUUACAAGUUGCAACCAAGUGGUGCAGUUAACAAAUGAGACUCACAUUAAGAAAACAUGCCACAUUCGGCAUGUUGUUCAUGUUAUUCAUGACUGCAAACGAGGUGGCUGCAGAGUUGUAGAGAAUCACAAUGAAAAAUCUCUAAAGCACAGCAAUCACAAUGGUUACAUUAUUAACAGAUUUAGAAUUUCCAAACUACCCGAUAAGCUACAAUUAUAAUUGUUGGUGCAGAUCGAUACAGUUAGUUCAAAUGCAGAUUAAUGCUAGGUACUUUUAAAUGAAUAUUCCAAGUCUUGUAAAUGAUUUUUUUUUAAAAUUUACCAAUUGGAAUAACAUUGUAUUAAUAAAUAGAUAAAUUAAAGAAAAAUUUGCUACAGCAAAAAUCUCAUUAUAAUGACAUUUUUCAAAGAAAACCAAUGAGUUUUGUCAGUAAUGUUUACAUAUGACAACAGCAAAAGAUUCUUGCCUUAUUUUUUGGAAAAUUAUCUAACUAGUGUUAUUUUUGAUUUGUAGUCAUUCUGCUUUGAAAUGUUCACUUAUCACUUGUAAAGUUUUACAAUAGAAUAGCAUUAGCAGUUUUGUGUGCCUUUAUUGUGUAUAAAGCACCUUUUCUAAUCUAAAUAAGUUUGUAUUUCUAUUCUUGUUAUAAAAUAGGUUUGUAUUUCUGUUCUUUUUAUACAUGUUAAAUAGGUUUGUAUUUCUAUUAUUGUUAUACAUGUAAACUCUUUAUUAUAUGAUGAUGAUAUUGUAUUACUACCUGAAAGCAAAAAUGGGUUUACAUAACUGUUUAAAUAUUCUUGAAACAGUUCACCCUUGAAACAUAUUGUUCUAAAUCAAAAUUACAGGUCAAUAUUGAAAAAUCAAAAGUUCUUUUAUUUAAUUCAAAUGUGAAAUCUUGUAUUGAUAAAUUAAUUUACUUAUAAUGGAAAUUUACUUCAAACUGUGUCAAAAUAUUGUCAUUUGGUUUAACUUUAAUAUGUAAUGUACUGUUUAUAACUUUGCUACAGCAGUUCUCAUGGAAAAGACCAGAAAAGCUUACUAUAAGAUCAAGAAGACAAUUGGACUAGAAAACCUGUGUAAACUUUUAGAAAAACUUUUUGACUAUAUAGUAACACCAGUUCUUUUGUAGUGAGAUAUGGGGUUUAUUUGCUAAAAAUUGAUGAAAAUUCUGUUAUCUAUCAGAAAUUUUUUCCUCUUAUGUGAAUGGGAAAUAUAAUGAUAUAUCUAUGUAAACAAUAUUCUGUUUAUACAUAUCUUAGGCCUUUGCCUAUUAUUGUAAGUGUGUUUGUGCCAAUAAAAUAUUAGUAUUUGUUAUACUUGUAUUAGUCAUAUAAUUUAUUGUUGUAUAUUUUUAAAAAAUACUAAAAAGUAUACAAAUGAUAGUUUCAAAAAAAGGCUUAUUAUGUAUCUUUAUUUCAAAAGUUAUUUUUUCAUGAUAAACAUACAUCAUAUAUUUCAUAAAUUUAAAAGAAAUAUUUGUCUUUUGCGUACUAAUUGAUGCAUAUUGUUGUUAAAAACCCAAAUAAAUAAAUGCAAAUUUGAUGCUACCAAUUUGAUCUUGUUUCAUGUUGUAUAUUCCUUUCACAAUAAUGAAUUAAGUAUGGUAGUCAUUCUUAAUAAUAUGAUAAACAGUCUAAUUUUUCCGAAUAUUGACAGUACUUAAAAAAGGAUGCAUAUUGAAAGCAAUUAUAAAAGCAAAACAAGAAAUUAUAAUAGAAAAGUGAACAUGCUUUUGGAAAAGAAAAAUAAUUCAUGUGAAAACAAUUUCACGUGAAAUUCACAUGAAAUUUUUCACGUGAAUUUCACGUGAAACUGUUUUCACGUGAAAUUUUAGUGAAAAAUGUGUGAAAUUUUCACGUUAAAUUCACGUGAAACACAUUCACGUGAAAUUAACGUGAACAAAUUCACGUGAAAUUCACUUAACGCGAAAUUCACGUGAAAUUCACGUGUAUUUCACGUGAAGCUUAACGUGAAAUUCACGUGAAGCUCAUUUCACGUGAAUUUCACGUGAGGCACAAUUGGC